Physella acuta is the source of this 849-nucleotide messenger RNA. RefSeq lists its product as uncharacterized. Lineage: Eukaryota; Metazoa; Mollusca; Gastropoda; Physidae. The record is from RefSeq and is a predicted model, not a curated record.
AUGGCAAAAGAUACAACUUCCAAAUGCAAAGCCUUCAACCGGUUGUUAGGAGCAUACCAGAAUGUUUCUGGUAUUACAACACUGAAAGAUUGCUUCACAUCCUGUGUGACUAAUGCAUCAUGUAUCGCAUAUUACUACAACAUUCUACCAGACUGCAGGAAUUACAUUUUAAACACUACAAUCAGCAAUCCCGCACAAUCAGGUGUUGUCUCCUAUAAUAUUUGCCCGAAUGAUCCUUCACAGUGUCUUAGUUCUACAAAGUUGACCGCAAACAUUGUUACAGUUAGCGCCAACAAGACAUGUUACCAGACGUGCUUAGAGAACCCGAUUUGUGUCGGAUCUUACAGUGUCAACGGGAAAUGUAGAAAUGAUUAUCUCAACGGAACUUUGAUUAAUGUUUUAAACGACUCGAAAGUGGAGGCUUUUGUUCGAUGCAGAAUGAUGAACGCUCCAACUACCACCACAACAAUAACAACAGUGGAAACAACUACGACAACGUCUACUACUUCGCCCACCACAACAACCACAACAGAAGAGACGACUACAACAGAGCCGACUACUUUUUUCACCACGACAGAUGAGAAAACUACUACUGCAGCCCCAACUUCCCUAACCAAUACCCCUGAGCCAUGCACUGAGAAGGCUGACAUUAUCGUUCUACUGGACGCUUCCACCAGCAUCGGGGCAGAAAGUUGGAGUUACGUAACACAGACAGCCGCAAACAUCACCCAGUAUUUUGACGUUGGUCCUGAUAAAGUCCGGUUCGCUGCGAUGACCUUUAAUCGAAAACCUACCGCCCAGUUUAACCUAAAAGAUCAUUUGGAUCAUGAUUCUUUGACACGGGUAUGA